This is a messenger RNA of Necator americanus (New World hookworm), 1179 nucleotides long. RefSeq lists its product as uncharacterized. NCBI's taxonomy places the organism in Eukaryota, Metazoa, Nematoda, Chromadorea, Rhabditida, Ancylostomatidae. The transcript is spliced from 10 exons. The record is from RefSeq and is a predicted model, not a curated record. Bases 1 to 1179 code for a protein of 392 amino acids.
AUGCCAAACGAACCAAAUGGGUAUUGUGGACCGCAUACGAGCGCCACCAAUAACAGUAUCCAGGCGACAAAUUUGAACAUGGAUGGGAAUUUACGCUAUCAACGACGUCCCGGUGAACAUUUAAUGCGUGGACCAUAUACGGGUCCAAUUCCACGGAUACGUUCGAAAAAUGUGAAUCCAACCAACACGGCCAUCGAUCAAUAUGAAGAUUGUUCUUCGACAGUGGAUCCCCUCUCAUCGAAUUCACUUAUAGAUUUUGACAAGCCCGACGCACAUCUUCCAAUGGACGAUGAAAGUUCGCGAACGUUAAAAAUUCGUUCCGCAAUUUCGGUGCUGAUUCCGGCCGCGUUUCAAUGUGUGGCUGCGAUUGCCGGCUUUUGGCCGCUUGCCAAAGAAAGUUCUAAUCGUUACAAGUAUAUUCAUAUUGUUUUCUGUUCAUUGGCUGUUUUACAAUGGUUACCUAGUGUACACGCUGUCGCCAUCGAAUUAAAUCAAACUUUUGUACAAAUGCACGAAUGGUAUCAGAUGUCAUCGUACUUAAUUUACGUGAUUUUGUUGUGCGCUGCAGCAUUUGGAGCCAUAAUCCUUCCAUCUAUAACGCUUUGUAUUGCCGCAACACAAUUGCUACCGUAUUCUCGGCAAUUAAAGGGUGACGUCAUAGGAGUAUGCCUGGCUUUGGGCACAGCACUAAUUGCAGCCAGUGUAUGCUGUUUUUCCGGCUACGCAACUUCGCGAUCCCUCACCAAUGUUACCCAAUGGAAAGCAUCACCGGUUAUCGCCAAUCAGAGUGCUCUCUACUCGUUUGCCCUGAAGGAGGUUAUUGUCGCUAGUUACGUGUUGUUAGCAUCUGUAUUUUUCUUCGUCGCCGCUGUACAGCGUAAUCAAAGUCUGGUGAUUGCGGCCGCUAUUAUUCAACUGAUUUGUGUACUAGCACUCAGCCAGCUGCUUAUACCGUCUCGUUUUGCGGCAGUGCUUAUCAACUCACGAGUUCUUUCCAUUGAUAAUAGCAUAUAUCCUGUAGCACAAGUCAAUGUUGUGCUCCUCUAUGCCUUCCUCAUAGCACUAUUACUUGUGAUCUCAAUUCAAUUUAUCGCCACUGUUAUCUCAAUUCGAAGUCAUUCCACGACCAUCGCCUCAGCGCCCACUCUGGAAUAUCCUCAGCAAAGAACGAGUUUUUGA